CCGGCUGGAAACUGUCCGACCUGACAGCGGACUUUAGUCACCGCCCACCGGCUGCUCUCGUCCACCUUACAGGUGGCGCAGUUCAUCUCAAACGAGCCUGGCUGUGUCCGGAUAAACCUGUCUGAACCUGAAUGGACUUUGUGCUGCUCACCUUUGCUCUCAAUGUUUUACCUCUGACUCAUCUCCAGGUAGCUACAAAACUAUCGACCUAUUGCUGGUUAGCAACACAGUUUGAUGCAGAGCAAAUAGUGUUUUCUGACGGAGUUUGUUCGGAGGAAAAGUUUCUGUCGUUGUGUGAAAAUGACUAAAGUCCAAAUGCUGAGAUCGUUGGUGGAGCAGCGACUAACUGCGGCUGCUGAAGAGAUAUUUGGGCUGUUUGAAAGGACGAUAGCAGAGUACGAGGAGGAACUUUGUCGUUCAAAAGAGAAGAACGAGCGACAACAGAAACUACUGGACGCUGUUUUCAACCCUCAGCUUCGGUUACACAGAGCAGAUGUCCAGCAGCUGUCGGUGGUGAAAGCAGAGGUUCCCCCUGAGCAGCAGGAGUGGAGCCCCAGUCUGGACCAGGAGGACCCAAAGCCCCCCCCACACAUUAAAGAGGAACAGGAGGAACUCUGGACCAGUCAGGAGGGAGAGCAGCUUCAAGGGCUGGAGGAGGCUGAUAUCAAGUUCCCGUUCACUUCUGUCCCUGUGAAGAGUGAAGAAGAUGAUGAAGAGAAACCUCAGUCCUCACAGCUUCAUGAAAGCAAAACUGAGGAGAACAGAGAGGCAGAGAGAACAGGAGCUGAUGGAGAGGACUGUGGAGGACCAGAACCAGCCAGGAACUCAGAUCCAGAUAGUCCUUUACAACCAGCUACUCAUGACAAGACUUCAGACUCCUCUGAAUCUCAGACUGAUGAUAGUGGUGACUGGGAGGAGACUAGGGAACCUCAGUCAGGUUUAAACUCUCUGCAAAACAAUGAAGAACCUGUAAGUGGUGUGGAAUGUAAUACUGGAAACACAUCAGUUAGCUCCUCUGAAUGUGCUGGACGCGUUGGCCACAAGAAACCUCUGCAGAAACACUCUGGAGUCCAAACAGCAGGGAAAGGAGGGAAAACACAUUGUUGCUCACAUUGUGGUAAAGGAUUUGCACACCCUUGUACUCUGAGACAACACUUAACUGUCCACACUGGGGAGAAAUCAUUUAGUUGCUCAGUUUGUGAUAGAAAAUUUGCACUAAAGCAACAUCUGACACGACACCUGGCUUCCCACACUGGGGAGAAAUCAUUUAGUUGUUCAGUAUGUGAUAAAAGAUUUGCACAAAAGCAUUAUCUUAAUCGACACUUGGCUUCCCACACCGGGGAGAAAUCAUUCAGUUGCUCAGUUUGUGAUAAAAGAUUUGCACAAAGUAAAAAUCUGAAACGACACUUGGCUGUCCACACAAGGAAGAAACCAAUAAGUUGUUCAGUUUGUGGUAAAGGAUUCUCUCUUAAGAAGGCCUUAACAAACCACAUGAAACUUCAUUCAGAAGGGAAAAUGUUUAACUGCUCAGUUUGUAAAACAGGUUUCAGUAGCAAAAGCAAUUUGACGAGACACAUGAGAAUCCACACGGGGGAGAAACCAUUUAGUUGUUCAGUUUGCGAUAGAAGAUUCUCUCAGCUCAGUCAUGUCCAAAGUCACAAGUGUGUUGGUGAGAGCAGCAGAAAGAAAUGAAGCUGCAGAGAUGCUCGCUGAGACAACUUCUUCUCCGGCAGGAUUGUGAAGUUCGGAAAGCAAGACUUUGUUCAACACUGAUCAGCUAAAAACUGGUCAGAUUUAAGGCAGAAACAGACUCUAAACAAAGCUUUUUCAGCUCUAAUGAAGGUACAAACCAUUAUCUGGGUCCUCUGCAAUUUGGAUUUAGGCACAAUCAUUCAAUAGAAUCCGUUACUUGUUUAUUAACCGAAAAUAUCAAACAAUCACUUGAUAAGGGAAAUGUAGUUGGUGCAGUAUUUUUAGAUCUAAAAAAGGCAUUUGAUACAGUAAAUCGUAACUUAAUUUCAAAAUUAGCCAAGUUCAUUUUAUCCAAACAGUCAUUGUCCUGAUUUGAAUCAUAUUUAAAAGGCAGUGAACAGUGUUAUAAUUAAUAAUGUGAGAUCCACCUUUCUCCAAAUUGAAACUGGGAUCCCUCAGGGCACUGUUUUGGGACCCAUACUCUUCAGCCUUUACAUUAAUGAUUUGUCAGAUGUAUGUCCAGAUAUAGGUCUAUGGAUGUAUGCAGAUGACACAGUGGUGUUUGCAUCUGGUAAUACCUGUACUUCUGUGGCUGACAAACUAAAUGUCAACUUAGAUAAAAUAUCAUCUUGGCUGGCUUAAUCUUGUUUAACUUUAAACACUAAAAAAAAAAAACUGUCUGCUUUUCCAUUAAAAAAAAAACUACCUCUAACACCGCUCUUGAAUGUACAAAUUAAUGGAGAGCUUAUUGAACAAGUACCUGAAGUGAAGUAUCUAGGAAUAAUUAUAGACUAUCAGUUGAAUUUCAAAAGUCCUAUCAAGAAAAUCUGUAAAACCGUUAAGGCCAACUUAGGCUGCUUUAGGAUGAUAAGAAACGGCCUGACUCUUGACCGUGCUUUUAUUUUUUUUAAUUCUAUGAUUCUCUCACACAUAUCGAAUGGCUUGACCACAUGGUCCAAAGCUCAACAGACCAUAGUUGAGAUCAUCAGUUAAGACCAUACAGUGUCUUUAUAACCGAGCCUUGAAAGUCCUGGACAAGAAGAGAAUAAGGUAUCAUCACUGCCAAAUUCUAAGCAAACAUAAGAUUUGAAGUUUAGCUAAUUUUAUCUCCCUGCAUGUUGUUAAAUUGGUCUUCAAAUGCCUAAAUAACGCUGCUCCCCUUCCACUUUGCAGAACAAUAAUAAAACAGCAAAGUGGUACCAGAACCAACACCCGAGCAGCAUUAAAAGGCAAUUGUAGCAUCCCUUUCCAUAGAACAUAAUUUGCCCAAACAGCAUUAUCAGUAAAAGGGGCAAAAUUAUGGAACUCUCUGCCAGACCACUUGAAAUGUAUCCCAACAUUUCAUGGUACUUUUUAAAAAAUAAUACCAAAUUGUGGCUAAAUCAGGAACAAUCUCGCGCUCAUAUUUAGUUUUUACACUGUGCUCUCAUUGUAUACUUUCCUUCCUUUUUCAUUUAAUUUCUUUUUAUUUCAUCUUUAUUGUAUUUUUAAUAAUAGUGUUAAUUUUUAUUUGUAACCAAAAGCCCUACUAGGGACAAGUGUCGAGAAUUAGCUUCGGCUAAAAACACUGAUACAUACAUCAGAUGACUGAUUACCUAUGUUUUUUUGU
This is a messenger RNA of Perca flavescens (yellow perch), 3301 nucleotides long. RefSeq names its product oocyte zinc finger protein XlCOF7.1-like. The transcript has 2 exons. Gene Ontology annotation, biological process: regulation of gene expression. Bases 301 to 1692 code for a protein of 463 amino acids. The record is from RefSeq and is a predicted model, not a curated record. Gene Ontology annotation, cellular component: nucleus. NCBI's taxonomy places the organism in Eukaryota, Metazoa, Chordata, Actinopteri, Perciformes, Percidae.